AAGUCAUACAAAAUGCCACUUUUAUGAACGGCUGGAGCUUUCUCACAACUCUAAAGGAAGAAGUGACCGGUUUGGAGGUUCACAGGUUGAAGGAGUUGAAGUAGUCCUCGUUCACAGUCAUGGCAGGUCACCUCCUUACAACGCGAAUGAGGAGUUGGCAUAUGCUAUAACACUAGGGUUCCUCACCUCGUUACCGUGGUUUGUUUUCUCACCUCCCUGUCGUGCGAAUGAGGAAUCACCACACGUUCAUGAGGAGUUGGCAUAG
This is a messenger RNA of Sphenostylis stenocarpa, 265 nucleotides long. Lineage: Eukaryota; Viridiplantae; Streptophyta; Magnoliopsida; Fabales; Fabaceae. The record is from the annotation of a GenBank genome assembly.